CCGCCUCCCCCCCUUUCAAGCCUCGAUGCGCCUUUCCUCUCCGCCCGGGGCCACCGCUGGACGCGCCCACCCCGCAGCUUCGGAGGGGGGGCAGCUGAGAAGGAGGAUCUUUCCGAAGGAGAGGAAAGAAGAAGCAGCAGCAGAAGGAGGGGGCCGGAGGGGAGGGGGAGAGAGAGAAAGAAAGGAAGAAGAAAGAAAGAGAAGGCGGCUCUCUUCCUCUGCUUCGGGGUAGAGGCUCCGGAGCGCCUUGGGAUCCCGGACAGAGCAGCGACGGCGCUGAACGCAUCAUUCUUGACCUUGAAUUGCCAGGAGGAUGAGCCAACAGGAUGAAGAGCAAUCCAAUCUGUCUCACUCCCUCUUCGAUGCCUUUCUCCAUGCCAAGCAGUGCAAAGAGGUGUUGGACAAUUUUGAAGCAUUCUGUAGACACCUGGGCCUGGAGCACACUGGCCAGCUCCAAUUCUAUCACAAACUCAAGUCUUGCCUCAACUAUUGGAGUGCCAAGGCUUUGUGGACCAAGCUAGACAAAAAGGCUGGACACAAAGAUUAUGAUCAGGGGACAGCCUGUGCCAACACCAAGUGCCUGAUCAUUGGGGCAGGUCCCUGUGGUCUGCGCUCCGCAAUUGAACUGGCCUUCCUGGGAGCCCAGGUGGUGGUACUGGAGAAGAGAGACACGUUUUCCCGGAACAAUGUGCUGCACCUUUGGCCUUUCACCAUUCAGGACCUUCGGACAUUGGGAGCCAAAAAAUUCUAUGGCCACUUCUGCACAGGUUCCUUGGAUCACAUCAGUAUCCGUCAGUUGCAGCUGAUCUUGCUGAAAGUUGCCUUACUCCUGGGGGUUCAGAUUCACACCAAUGUGCAGUUUAAGGGACUUGUUCCACCAACAGCCAGUUCCAGUGGACAGGUCAGUGGCUGGAGAGCUGUAUUGCAUCCCAGCUCCUCUCCGCUGAGUCAGUAUGAAUUUGAUGUCCUCAUCUCUGCAGGCGGCGGCAGGUUUGUGCCAGAAGGCUUCAAGAGGAAGGAAACUCGUGGGAAGUUAGCCAUCGGCAUCACCACCAACUUUAUUAACAACCACAGCCGAGCUGAGGUGGAGGUGGCUGAGAUCAGUGGAGUAGCUCGCAUCUACAAUCAGAAAUUCUUCCAAAACCUCAAUAACAAAACAGGUAUUGACUUGGAAAACAUUGUCUACUAUAAAGAUGACACCCACUACUUUGUCAUGACAGCAAAAAAGCAGAGUUUGCUGAAGAAGGGAGUCAUCUUAAAGGAUAAGCUAGACAUAGAAAGUUUGCUGUCUCCAAAGAAUGUGAAUCAGGAAGCUCUUCUGGCUUAUGCGAAGGAAGCUGCCAACUUCUCCACCAACUACAAGCUCCCCAAUUUGAAGUUUGCACUGAAUCACCGCAAUCAACCUGAUGUUGACAUGUUUGAUUUCACCUGCAUGAGCCGUUCAGACAAUGCAGCUCUGGUGCGUGACUGUAAAGGCAAAAAACUGCUCAUUGGAUUGGUAGGAGACUGCCUAGUGGAGCCAUUCUGGCCCUUGGGCACUGGUGUAGGCAGAGGAUUUCUGGCUGCUUUUGAUGCUGCCUGGAUGGUAAAAAGGUGGGCUUCAGGGACACCUCCUCUGGAUGUGUUGGCUGAGAGAGAGAGUUUAUAUCAGCGGCUGUCGCAGACUUCACCAGACAACACCAAUAAGAACAUCAAUCAAUAUAGCAUUGACCCUAUCACUCGGUACCCAAAUAUCAAUCUUCAAGCUAUCAAGGCCUCUCAGGUGCGAAACCUAUAUGUGACAGGAGAAAUUGAAACUGAUCAGAAGAAGAGAAGAAGUCGUGCCAGUCUGGAGAUAGUUUAUAAAGAUGCCAACAGAGCCUAUGAAGAGCUCCUUAGCUGGUGUCAAGUGAGCACUGCAAGGUACUCCAGAGUCAAGGUAGAGGACUUCACACACUCCUGGAAAAAUGGACUGGCCCUGUGUGCCCUCAUACACCACUUCCGACCAGACCUUCUAGACUUCACCUUGCUGGACCAAAAUGACUCCAUUGGGAACAACCAGCUGGCAUUAGAUGUGGCUGAGCAGGAGCUAGGGAUCCCUCCAGUCCUCUCCAGUGCUGAAAUGGCUUCAAUGUCGGAGCCUGAGCAGCUUGGCUUGAUCACCUACCUGAGCCAGUUUUAUGAUGCCUUCAAGAACUCUCCAGAACCUGAGGAGAAGACAGCUAGGUUCCUAACACCCCGAGGUACAAAGGGAGCUAUCCUGUUUCUUAGCAAGCUUCAGAAGAGUCUGUCACUCUCACGUAAAAGGAAUCUGGAGGAGAAUUCCACAUGGGAUGAACAAACUAAGAAGAAAAAACAAGAGCCUGGGAGCCCCCCCAUCUCUCCUGUGAGGAGCAGCGAUGCCUGCUAUAUCUGUGGCGAACACGUCUACAUCGUAGAGCGGGUCAGUGCUGAGGGGCGCUUCUUCCACCGAAGCUGUUUCAAAUGUCACCACUGUAAGACAACUCUGCGGCUGGGAGACUUUGCCUUGAAUGAAGAUGAUGGUAAUUUCUACUGCAGCCUCCACAUUGCAAACUCCACAGAUGCGGCUGCAACCAGUAGCAGAAUUCCUUCUGAAGCAGAAUAUAAAGAAUCCUCCCAGAUCUGCAGUCCUUCAGGCAAAGGCAUUCUGGACUUGGCUGCUAAGGAAGAUAAAAUGGAAAUAGAUUCAAGACAGCAAAGCCCAUCAUCCUGUACAGAUCAACUGCUAGCAGGUCAACUUGAAGAAUCUCAUAAAUUAGCAGGUGAAGAAUCAGACCUGUCUUCAUCCAGAAAAAAUGGAAGUGUUGCCACAAUAAAACCAUACCAGCACCUGCACCAGCAGCCCUCCCUUGCAAAGAAGUUGCAGGACUCUGAGGCCAAUUUAGUUUCACAGGUUGGGCACCACAAUACAGAUGUGGACAGGGCCUAUGUUGAAGAACUUGACUUAAGAAGUUGGAUUGACUACCAGUUGCAGGAAGAAGCACAAAGGGACUUGGUUACAGGCAUGCAAGGAGCCAGUAUACACCCUGCUGUUUCUCCAAAGAUGCUGAUUGCGCCAAGUUUAGUACUAGAACAAGGGGAGUGUGGGAAUGCCCAAAGGAGAAAAAUCUGCCUGUCAACCCUGGAAAAGCAUAAACUAUCCAGAUUGAGUCCAAUUUCAGCCUCGUUUAAUUUUCCAGAUUUGAGUCUGGAAGAAUCCAGCAUCAGCAAAGACUCAGAAGAUUCGCUGGAGAUUGGCAGUGAAAGUGAAGAAGAGGAGGAAGAGGAGGAGGAACAAUAUGAAUCAGGGAGCCAUGACCUAGGAACAGAGAUUUUCUUUAACUUGACUGAAGAGGGCCAAUAUCCAACAUGGAAAAAGACUUUGAUAAGACGAGCCCGAGAUGCACAAAUGAAGAGGUUUUGCAAAGCUCAGUCAAUCCAGAGGCGGCUAGAAGAAAUUGAAGUGACUUUCCGCGAGCUUGAGAAACAGGGGGUCAAACUGGAACGUUAUCUACGGGAAGCAGCAGGAACAGAGUCUGAACUAAAGAGGGCAUGGAUGAGCCAGUUGCUCUCACUGGUCCAAAAGAAGAACAGCCUGAUGUGUGAAGAGUCUGACCUCAUGAUUGCGGUGCAAGAGCUGAAGCUAGAGGAGCAGCAAUGCCAGUUGGACCAAGAACUACGCCGAUACUAUAAUAUGGAUGAGUCUUCCAAAACCCGUGAGGACCAGCAGGCAGAAAAGAAGAUCCUGUCUCAACUGUUGGAGGUUGUGAAUCAGCGCAGUGCCCUAAUCGAGAUGCAGGAGAACAAGCGUCUCAGCGAACUUUCUGAGCAUGGUCCACUGUUGGGAAGUAUCUGAAAAAUGUCUGUUGGAUUAAAGCCUUCUGAGACACUGGGACCUUCUCUUUAUGCUGAAGUUCGUUUGGCACAGACAAAAACAGGAAAACAAGCUCCUCUUUAGCAAAAAGCAGUCUUAAGAAGCAACUUUGCUGCCACAGGAACAGAAGAACUGUACAGAUACUGUUCAAACUGUUACUGAAAGCAGGCCCAAAAUGCAACGGUGCUGCAGUAUACUUAAGCAGCACUCCUGCCAAUAUAUCUAUUGCAUCCAAUUAUUAUCCCAGAUCACAUGGGAAGGCCCUGCCAGAGGUAUGGCCCGUACCUCAAAACUGGCGCUCAUGUGGAGUUUAUUUAUUGCAUACUACUUGCUGCUUGAACUUUACCUGGCUGAUAAAAAAUACAACAGAAUCAAAAACCAUGAAAUAAGACAUAUUUUCUAUCCUCAGAUCAUUACUUGAUAGUCAUUCUUUGGCAUCAGAAGAGCAAUCCGGACUCUAACAUUGCUCCAGAUACCAAGUUGUGUAUGUUUUUAUGGUGUACUAAGACAAGAAAUAUGAUUUAUUCUGCCAAUAAAAACAUUUUAUUACAUUGGGUCUUAUGACCACAAUCAGUGUAAUGAGACAUUUGAAAGACAAAUGCCAGUGGAGAAGUGAUGGGGAUGUUUUAUGUAUUUUAGUUGUAGUCUCCAUGCCCUUCUUAGCCACCCAUUUUUUCUCAUAUCACAUCAUGAAGCUAUAAUGUUUGUGUGCGAAACUGUGGUGUUGUCCUGUACCUUUAAAGACGGCAGAAGGGGCUGCAGUGCAUGGGUUGGCAAUAUACAAUAGCUCUCAGCUCAAUUUCCUUUUGUCAAAGCUCUCCCCAGUGAUGACAAUGCAAUGCUGCCCCCCUCCACAGCAGGUUUGUAGGAUUCUUGUGAGUACAAUAGGCCAUUCACUGGGGUUGGUGGUGCAGGGCCCUCAUACUAUUUUUUAAACCUGAGAGAACACACUCAAAAAAUUUCUAGAUCUUUCAGUGUGACAAGUUGUGCUGGAGGACCUAUGGAUUCCUAUACAUGUGUUUCUCUAGGAGCAUUUAAGCCUCCCAGCAUAACUCUAUGGCCUACUUCAGGUAGGAGCUGCUCAUAGUAAUACUGGAGGACCUAAAGAUUCCUAGAAACCAUAUUAAUCAAAUCGACAAAAGUUAAAUCUGCAAAUGUGAACAACUGACAUACUGCUGUCUGUUCUUUCUUUGCCAAGCUACUCAGAUACAUCCCAAUAGAAGACUGGAGAGGGGAGUCGCACCAAAAAAGCAUAUUAAGUUUUUGAAAUAACGUUACAGCUCCAAGAAUCCCCAGGCUGGCAUGCCCAAAAUUUAACUUUUAAGUCAGCUGUACAGUCUUCCCAAAAAAUUAUAUAUAGAAUGGCCUAAGCCUGGGAAUUCCGCUUAUUACCCAACUCCUAAACAUUUUGCAUUGUAUAUGUUUUUAAUAGAAGCUAUAAAGCCAUACAAGUGUGGCUUAAAGGUGAUAUCCCUGUAUUGGUAGCACAGCCAUAAGAGAAGCCGUAUUAACUAUGCAGAAGUGUGCAUUUACCUCACAAACUGCUCCAGCAGAGAAGCUGCUGUAUAAUUUGUUACACAACCACACACAAGCUUCCUUCCUAAUUAAAAAGAAAUUGCUUUAUGUUAUAAUCAGAAGGUGCCUGAAUUAGUACAAACAGCUGUCCUUUUUACACACCGUUCCUGUAUCAAUAAAGGCGCAUGGAGUAAGGA
Anolis carolinensis (green anole) is the source of this 5565-nucleotide messenger RNA. RefSeq names its product microtubule associated monooxygenase, calponin and LIM domain containing 1 (gene mical1). The coding region runs from base 314 to 3835 and encodes 1173 amino acids. The transcript is spliced from 24 exons. Gene Ontology annotation, molecular function: protein binding; FAD binding. NCBI's taxonomy places the organism in Eukaryota, Metazoa, Chordata, Lepidosauria, Squamata, Anolidae. The record is from RefSeq and is a predicted model, not a curated record.